UUAUUUUCUGACCGUUCUUUUUUUAUUAGUAUUAUUUAUUGACUUUUUUUAAAUGUAUGUGUAUAUUUGAUUGCAGCUACAUAAGCCACAGACACCAUGGCAGAUUCCGGAUUUCAGAGGGAGUUCCUGGAUGCUCACAACACAUACAGGAACCUGCACGGUUCGCCGCCCCUGGCCCUCAGCAGUGAGCUGAACACUGCAGCUCAGAGGUGGGCUGAGAACUUGCUGUCACUUGGCCUACUGAAUCACAGUGACACAUCGAAUGGAGAGAACCUCUACACAGUCCUGAAAUCUCACCCACUUACAGCAAAAGAUGCAGUGGAUGCAUGGUACGAAGAGGUGAACAACUACAGCUGGAGCAACCCUGGAUUUAGAGGGGAUACAGGUCAUUUCACUCAGGUGGUGUGGAAAGAGAGCACCCACUUAGGGGUGGGCGUGGCCACCGCUGGCACCAGGUCCUAUGUGGUUGCUCAGUACCAUCCGGCCGGCAACAUGACAAUGCCUGGAUACUUUGAGAAGAACGUCCUCCCGAAAGGCAGCAGUGGAGGGAGUGGAUCAGACAACUCAUCCAGCGGACGUGGAGUUACCACAAAGUCUCGCAAGAAGUGCACACUGCUAUAGACAACCUGGACCGUCACUGUAGCCAGCAUCCAACGCACAACUUCUCUAUAUACCAAGUUGUGCAUGAAAAGAACAGCAUUUCAUGUAUUAUUGUUUUGUUUCCGAAUGAUUCGUCUUCAUCAUGCUAAAAAAGAACAUAUUCAAACGUGUUUUAUUUAAGUAUUCAAUACAAUAAAGGUUUCUUCUCUAUUUUAUUCAAUUCCACAAAUGCAUCAGGUAUUUGAAGCGUAUAUAUUGGAGUAGAACUUCCCAAACUUCGGCAAUUUGAGGGCCCUUUCAUGGUCUAUAUGCUCAGAUGAGCACAUAAGCAAAUGUCUAGCAUUGAUGUAAAUAUACAUUUAAAUGCAAGUGUUUAAAAUAAAUCAUUAUUAUUAUUA
Molecule: messenger RNA, 998 nt
Organism: Solea solea (common sole)
Lineage: Eukaryota; Metazoa; Chordata; Actinopteri; Pleuronectiformes; Soleidae
Product: Golgi-associated plant pathogenesis-related protein 1-like
Exons: 5
Coding region: 97-621 (174 amino acids)
Cellular component (GO): extracellular region
Source: RefSeq, a predicted model, not a curated record